Messenger RNA from Frankliniella occidentalis (western flower thrips), 2847 nucleotides. RefSeq lists its product as uncharacterized. Gene Ontology annotation, cellular component: centriole; centrosome. Lineage: Eukaryota; Metazoa; Arthropoda; Insecta; Thysanoptera; Thripidae. The transcript has 8 exons. Gene Ontology annotation, biological process: centrosome duplication; smoothened signaling pathway; protein localization to centrosome. Bases 128 to 2734 code for a protein of 868 amino acids. The record is from RefSeq and is a predicted model, not a curated record.
AUUUGUUACAAAUUUUCGCGCCAAAUGAAAUCAAGCUCAAGCUGCCGAUGCCAAAACACAAACAAUAGUUGUCUUGUCAGCUGACAGUUCUUUACCAAAUUAUUGUAGAUUUGUAUUGUUAUGUCGUAUGAAUAUGGACUGUAAUAGCGACACUUCAAUGCACUCGGACGACUUAAAACCACGACGUACUCCACUACCAGCCAUGUUCUCGGACAUGAUCCCACGCCCGUCGGUUCCAGAUUUAUCAAUAAUAGAAACAUCUCAGAGCAGUGCCCCAGCUCCACCCAAUGUAUCUGUUCAGUCCCAAACUGUUCUCAAUCACCUGUCUUACAAUGAUUGGCGUUUGAAGACAGGCAAUGCUCCAUUCAGUGGAGUUGCGAAGAACAUUGAAAGAGGAUGUGAUCCUACUUCUCUGUCAUCGAAACACUGUAGUCCUACGAUUAUGAGUGGCAAUGGCUCUCCUCGAGAUAUCACGGGCUAUCCCAAGGAGAAAGUAACCGAACAUCUUUCCAACAAACCUUUACCGCCCGUAAGGAAAAUUGUGACCUACACUGACUUUCAGAAACGCCCAACAAGUGCUCCUGCUGUGAGAACUCAGCAAGUCGAAAGUGUAGGGGAUCAUCCUCUUUCCAAGAGUGCUCCACCUACCAGACCAUCAAAUCUGCAUACCCAUCACACCUCAGCACCAAAUGGAUAUACCAGUCCCACUGCUGAACCAAAUGCGUUUGUCAGCCAAACACAUGCUCAGAAUGGUUUUCGUAAUAUUGGUAACAUGCACGCCCAGUACCAUAUCCUGCAGCCACAACCAAAUGUUGAGAUGCCCGAGUCUCUGACAAACCAACAAGGACCUCAUGCUAUCAGACCAUUUACCUCUGCCAACUUGGAUAACUUUGAUGUCAGAAGUCAAAACAAUGGUCGAAAUUCUGAACUUUUAGUUCCUUACAAAGAUAUGAAAAGUAAUGUUCAAUUGCCCAGUAAUGAGUCAUCUUACCACCCACGUCAUGCUUACCCGCAUCAGGAGAGAAAUUAUAAUGUUCAUCCGGCUGAGUACCAUCAACUGAGGAAAAGUGGUGGUUCAUGGUCCUUUCCAGAUCAAGGCUGCUGCAUGUCUUCUGUGGCUUGUCAUCAUCCCAGCCAACUGCACCCAUUACACAGUGUUCCUUACCCUCAAGUAUCAUAUGAUGAGUUAUACAAAAUAGUUCUGGCCCAGAAUGAUCAAUUGAAAACACUUCAGGCUCAAGUUGAACGACUGUUAGUGUCACAAGAUCAGCAGCAGAGUUCGGCUCAAGCUCCCCUCAAAGAAAAAGAGGUUGAGAAACUCCCAGCAUUGAAAACUAACCCUGCUAAAGCAGUAGUUACGGAGGAAGGAACUCAAACCUCAGACUGUGAAUAUGCCGAGGAUGACUGUCAGAAAAUGUCAAUUGGUGUGAUGACAAGUUUUAUACAAACUGUCACAUAUAGAGGCCGAGUAGGGCGAAAUAAUGUCUCUGAGCAUGAAGGCAGCCAGUCAAAAAAUAGCAACUCAAGCAAGUCUCCAUCCAGUGAUGACAGCAGUACAACUUCUGCAAGUUCUACCUCAAAGUCCAGCUCAGACAAAGGUAGAAUGUGCUGCAAAGAAUGCUCAUCAAAAGAAGGUCACAUUGACGUGAAGAAUCACUCAUCCAAACCAGAGAAGGUGAGACAAAUCUCAAGGGAUGUAUCAGAGCAACCGAGAACGGGAUCCAAAAUGAAGAAAACCUGUUCUGAAGGAUGUAACUGCAACAAUCCAGGGGUAUCAGCUGCUAUAUCUGCUGUGAGGGGCUGUCAAGCUGUACUAGCUAGUAAAGCUGGUAUGACACCAAAUGAGUAUUCUACAUUUAAUGGUGCUGAUUUACCCACUGUUACUGAGCAGCCUGUAUCUCCCAUGUCAUCAGUUCAUGUUGAUUUACCCGACUACCGCAGUUCAUCAUCUGAUGAAGAGUCCAACUCCACAGAAAGUGAUGAUUCUGAAAAUUCUGAGGAAAAUGACCACAAAUUAGAUAAGAGUCACGAAACUGCUCACAAACCAUUUGGAAGGACAUUCUACAAUAAUGUCUUGGGCCAAGUCAAUAAAAUUCUGGAGGAGCGGGAUGUGGGAAAUUCUUCCCCAAUUACUUCCAAGCAAACUGAUGUCAGUGUGUCCAAAAGAGUGGCCUUUGAAGCAACAGGUAUCAAAGGUGAACAUAAUCUGAAGGAAAUGGCACUAAGAUAUUUGAAAGAAAAUCACCCUGAAGAACUAGCGUCAAGUCUAGAAACUAAAAAGCCCAAGAAGACUCGCGGGGGGAAAGGGAAAGAAAGAGGAAAUUUUAACAUGCCAGCUCCUAACAUGUCAUUUGCUACAUUUCGCUAUUUGGAGCGAUAUAAUCUUCUCCCCGAAAACUUCAACCCUGAACAGUACCUAGAAGAAGCAGCAAACAUCCAGGGCUAUCAUGGCAACACUAAAGAACCUUAUCACAGUCCAAUUCUCAACAGAGGAAGUGGGAAACAGUCCCGAUUGCCAUCAGGAAAGGUCAAGUCAAGAUCCAACUUUCCACAAUUGGAGCCAUCAAGGGAUAUCAAUUAUCAGCUGCAAACUGCUAACAAGAGUCAUCCCAAAGGUCGUACUAACCCAGCUCCACUGCAUCAUGCAUCUUCAAGGAAACAUCCUCAGGCAACUACUGCAACCAGUAAAAUUCUUGACAUCACUACCUUGCGGCAGCAACCCAAAUUAUUGUGAUAAAUAGAUAUAUAUUUAAUUUAAAUCUUUCUAUUCCUGUUUUCCAGAAGGAACUUUUAAGAAAUUUGCUCUGUUUUUAUUUUUAUACAAUACAUAUGUUGAGAUUUUAAUUA